Messenger RNA from Mytilinidion resinicola, 1326 nucleotides. Its product is annotated as putative lactonohydrolase. The coding region runs from base 1 to 1326 and encodes 441 amino acids. The record is from RefSeq and is a predicted model, not a curated record. NCBI's taxonomy places the organism in Eukaryota, Fungi, Ascomycota, Dothideomycetes, Mytilinidiales, Mytilinidiaceae. The transcript is spliced from 3 exons.
AUGUAUAUUCCAUUCCAAGAAGCUCUUCUCGCAUUCACUAAGCCCUCAGUACAAGCCGUGCUCGAGGCCGAAGCGCCGCUCUCCCUGACGCCGCCAGAGAGCUCCCUAGCCGAGAAAUGUGGCCCCUCCACCGCCAAAAUUGUUUGUAUCAAUGGCUACUCCGCCGUGAUGCCCGGGAACUUCUACAGAGGACCGCCGCCCGCAUCCAUCAACCCGUUGGAUCAGCCCUCGUACGCCCAAACCAAGAUCCCCGCCGACGAAUCAUGGGGGUUGGUCGAAGACGCUGACUUCAUCGUCUACGACAAAGAGCGAGGCCUGAAGAUCUUGGGCGAUAAACCCACUUCUGAGUUCGCUUUUGAAAUUACACCCCUCUUCCAUGAUGCGACGGUCUACGAUCCGUACACAAAUGAGGUCUAUUUCUCGCAACUUUCCGGAGGCGAGAUCACGCAGAAAGUGAUUGACUUGAAUGGAGACGAGGGGCCGAAGUUGAUUAGGAAAAAAGCUGAUCCGCCGCUAUACUCGCCUACGGGUGGGAUAUACCGCAAUGGGCUGUUUUACUUCUGCGUUGGUGGCUCGAGCCAUAGCGUUCCGGGGCCGGAUGGAACGGUGGCGAGACCGGGGAUUUACACACUCAAUGCUACGAGCGGGGAGUCGAAAGUGCUGCUGAAUAACUACUUUGGGUACUGGUUCAGCACGUGCAACGAUAUUGCUAUGGAUGGAGAGGGGAACAUCUGGUUCACUGACGACGACUACUCAUUCGGUAAUGGCGUCAGCGCACACCAUCCCAUUCUCGCGCCCGCCGUGUGGCGCUUCAGCCCCAAGACCGGCUCCGUCCGAAUCGCAGACAGCCACCUGAAGCAGCCCAACGGUAUUGCAUUUUCGCCAGACUUCAAGACGCUAUACGUCGCGGACUCAGGUGCGGAAACAGUACCAGACCAUGAACCGGCCGUCGGACAGGUCAUUUACAACCCCUACAACGUGACUGAUCCCCAUGUCGUAUGGAAAUUCGACGUUAUCGAUCAUGGUAAUGCACUGGGAAAUGCCCGCCCGUGGCAUGUGACGCACAAGUGGUUGCCCGACGGCCUCCGUGUCGCCGACAAUGGCUACGUCCUCGUUGGUGUGGGAGACGGCAUUGAUAUCCUGUCGCCAGAGGGUGAUCUCCUAGUCAAGAUUCAGACUAAGUUUGUUGCGGUUGGAAACACCUGGGCUGGGAAGGAUAGCAAAGACAUCUGGAUCACUGGCGUCGGAGGUGUUCAAAAGGUGCAUUUGAAUUUGCCCGGCGGCAAGGUCAACGGCUGGCCGAAGGAGUUACUGAAUUAUGACUAA